UCGUGUCUUAACCGGAACAGGAAAACGUAGCGUAGGCUAAGCCAAUGUGCUAAUGAGCAUCGCAAAGAUACUCGUACAGAAAGAACAAGACGACGUUUGGACUUCUGCCUGUCGAUUUGUAAGUAAAAAUGUCGGAGUCUGGGCACAGCCAGCCCGGGAUGUACGGACAGGGACGGAGGAGACGGAGACGGAGAGACCGGGAGCCUGGACCUCCUGGACAGAACCUUUCCGGACCGAGUCGUGAUAGAGACUACGGCCCGCGGGAGCGGAGGGAUGGGAGCGAGGAGCCAUCUGGUCCACUUCUUCAGAAAACUCCCAUUAUUCUGGCCAAACCCCCUGGAGAAAGAGCGAAACCAACUGCCGCUGUCAGUGGUGCCCCGUUAGAGAAGCCAAUUAUGCUGAUAAAAGCCAGAGAUGAAGGAGGCAAGCCAGGCACAACACCAGACGCUGCUCCUCCAGUUUCUGGUUCUGGAGCAGUAAAGCUGGAGAGGGAGGGUCAGCGUCCAACACAGCCUGUGUAUCAGAUCCAGAAUCGUGGAAUGGCUUCUGCUGCAUCCACCUGUGCUGUUGAUCCUGUGAUUGGCCAGACGAAGCUCCUCCCCCCUGAGAAAAUGAAGCACGGCAUUAAACUAGUGGAUGACCAGAUGAAUUGGUGUGACAGUGCUAUGGAGUAUCUGCGUGACCAGACUGACAUGCUGGUUGUUGGAGUCAUUGGGUUCCAGGGGAUGGGAAAGUCCACCAUCAUGUCUCUCCUCUCAGCCAACAUGCCUGAAGAAGACCAAAGGGCGUAUGUGUUCAGGGCCCAGACGCAGGAGAUCAAAGAGAGAGGGGGCAACCAAACGAGUGGAAUCGACUUCUACAUUACACAAGAGAGAGUGAUCUUCUUGGACACGCAGCCUAUUCUGAGUCCUUCAAUCUUGGAUCAUCUCAUCAAUAAUGACCGCAAGUUGCCACCAGAGUAUAACCUGCCACACACGUAUGUCGAGAUGCAGUCUCUACAGAUCUCUGCUUUUCUCUUCACUGUGUGCCAUGUUGUAAUCGUGGUUCAGGACUGGUUUACAGACAUCAACCUCUACAGGUUUCUGCAAACCGCUGAGAUGCUGAAGCCUUCGACUCCGUCCGCUAGCCACGACAGUGUUGGUUCAUCAGGAGCAGAUGAUGGAUCAGAAUACUAUCCUCAUCUCAUUUUCCUGCAGAACAAAGCAAGAAGAGAAGAGUUCUGUCCCCGAAACCUGAAAGAUAUGCACAUGGUUGUGGACAAACUGAUGGCCCACUCCCACCUGAAAUAUAAAGGCAUGCUGUCCAUGUUGGACUGUAAUAUUUUCCCUGGACUGGACCGGGACUACCUCGAAAAUGAAGUCAAUCUCUUCCUUUUGCCAGUUCUGGAGAAUGAUGGAGAUGAAGCUUUGACAAGAGCAGGAUCUGGAUCUGCUCCUCUUUUCUCUCUGCUGCCCGGCUACAAAGGCCACCCGAGCUUUUCCUCCCUGGUGUCCAAACUGCGUAGCCAAGUCCUGGCCAUGCCCCGUAAUCAGCUCUCCCACACCAUCCUCACUGAGAAAAACUGGUUCCACUAUGCUGCCAGAAUUUGGGACGGAGUAAAGAAGUCCUCAGCGCUGUCCGAAUACAGCCGCUUACUGUCAUAACCCAGACAAGACGCACAUCUGGAAAUGGCUGCUUUUGAGAAAGUCCUUCAACUUCACAUGCACUAAGGCAUGGCAAAAAAGUAUUACCUUUUGAUAUGCAGUGGGUCUGAGGGCCAAGUCCUGUAUGUUCAACUCGAACAGGGCUGGUUCUUCACCGGAACACUGAUGUUCAGACACCAGCUCCAGACUGCACACACUGUGUUGGAGCUUAAACAUGGAAAUACAGCAAGCAUGCUUGCUAAGAAUGUUGGAUCUUCUACCUAUGCGCUCUCUCUCGCUCUCUCUCUCUCUCUCUCUCUCUGUGUGCUGGAUUUGAUGCGUCAGCUGUGAUCGACGUCAGAGAUUUAGGGUAAAGAGCAGAACUCUGAACAGAACCACUUUUUUUUUUUUUUUAAAUUAAUUCAUGUACUUGGUGUCAUUAACCGCUCUAACCUGAUCAGAGUCAUGGUGGAGCCAGAGCGCCUCACUUGAGUGCAUUUUAUCUUUGCCAAUCCGUAAGGAAACGGGAGAACCUGGUGGAAAAAAAACCCACAUGGACGUAGAGAGAGACAAUAUGUACAGAAACACCGGACAGACAGUAACUCGAGCUCAGGAUCAGACUGGUGAUCCUGAAGCUGAGAGGUCAUAAUGCUACCCACUGUGCCACCAUGCUGUGUAUUUAUUGCUGACGAUUAAAAAAAAAUUAUAAAACCAAGUUGUAAGAUUA
This is a messenger RNA of Neoarius graeffei (lesser salmon catfish), 2349 nucleotides long. RefSeq names its product SMG9 nonsense mediated mRNA decay factor (gene smg9). The transcript is spliced from 15 exons. Bases 129 to 1643 code for a protein of 504 amino acids. The record is from RefSeq and is a predicted model, not a curated record. NCBI's taxonomy places the organism in Eukaryota, Metazoa, Chordata, Actinopteri, Siluriformes, Ariidae. Gene Ontology annotation, biological process: nuclear-transcribed mRNA catabolic process, nonsense-mediated decay.